This is a messenger RNA of Topomyia yanbarensis, 5198 nucleotides long. It is a transcript of the gene Lcch3, whose product is annotated as gamma-aminobutyric acid receptor subunit beta-like. Gene Ontology annotation, molecular function: extracellular ligand-gated monoatomic ion channel activity; GABA-A receptor activity; neurotransmitter receptor activity. The coding region runs from base 1166 to 2773 and encodes 535 amino acids. The transcript has 9 exons. Gene Ontology annotation, biological process: nervous system process; chemical synaptic transmission; regulation of membrane potential. The record is from RefSeq and is a predicted model, not a curated record. NCBI's taxonomy places the organism in Eukaryota, Metazoa, Arthropoda, Insecta, Diptera, Culicidae. Gene Ontology annotation, cellular component: neuron projection; membrane; synapse.
UCCGAAAAGGAUUUAAGGGUGUUUAGAUUGUGCAUCCUACUAUCAAGCGGAACCAUCGAGCGGAAACAUGUGACCACAUAGAGAAUGCUUCCCAGGAGUUGUCGCCGUGUGCGUGUUUUCUACGGUGAGGAGGUCACAGUCAGUCGACACAACCUCUUCUUUCAUGUGUGAUCCUGAUCUGAAACUAUAGACACUAAUAGAUAAUAAUAAGGAUGUGAGGAUGGACUGGACGGGGGCCGAACAAAUGGGCGAAUGAGCGGGGAGCGGCAUUGGAGCAACCUUGUGCAACGUGAUAAACGCUACCAGUAAAAGUGGCACAGAUUCUUAAGUGAAAGUUCAAGAUUCUCGAGUGAUGGAGGAAAAAAGGACAUACAAAAUAUAACGGUGACGCCGUUCCACUUGAUGUGCUACAAGUUUUCGCCGGAUGUGCAUAUGACGGGUGAUGGUUCCCACGGCAGGAAGUGUUGAUAGAUGGAGCGGUUUUUAGAGGAUGUUUUUGAUGAUGAUGUUUGAUUCGCACGCAUGAAUCAGAGCAGAAAGGCAAAGGAUUCAAUUACUCAACCAACAGCCACGUUUCCACUCUGCCAACAAACCAAAUUCUCGCAACUGAUUUGUGGUGUCCUGAUGGAAAUUGACAGCCAUGGCCCUAGUGAAAACCGAAAGUGAAUGAGACGGAGCAUACAGAAUUAAAAAAAAGCAAUUAAACAAACAACCAAAACAGAUUAGCUCGGCAAGGAUAUCGCUUAAUCGGAUAAAUGUUACGAUUGAAAAAUUUAAAUUUCGAUUCUUUUUCGUGCACACCUCACUCCCGGGCGGGUGGUGUCUGUGAGAAAAGUUUCAACCCGAAAGGACGAUGAGUGGUGGACGUCGGUUAUCUCAGUUCCCCCUUCUUCGCUCUGCUGGUACGGAGCAGCUUCCGUCGCCGAUUGCGGUUUUUCGGCAUGGAACGUGAUGUUUUUGACCCGAACAAUGAACGGAACGUCAGAAAUCGGAGAGUUGCUGGCGCCGGAAGGAAGUGUAGUGAGGCGAUGAACAUGAUUCGGGGGUCGUUGUUGUGUGCGCGUGUAGUACAAUUGGCAGUGUGUAGUUGCGGCUGUGUUUGAUUUUCACUCACGGCGUGGUGUGAUGGAUGAGGCCUUGAACACAAAGUUAACCCAGAUGUUAAAUGGAUUAUAGUGGACGGUCAGUGUUGGGAUACGCGAAAGGACUAACCCGGUGCUUGGGGGUUCCGUGUCGGGGCCGAGUGAAAAUGUGGCAACUGAUAGGAUUCAUUCUAUUAAACGCAGUACAAAUGGGAUUAGCGGUGAAAAGCGGACACUCGAAAUCGAUGGCAGCCGGUCGAUUGGAGAACGUCACACAAACUAUUUCCAGGAUAUUGGAGGGAUACGAUAUUCGGUUGAGGCCGAACUUUGGCGGCGAACCACUAACAGUAGGAAUGGACUUAACAAUAGCUAGUUUCGAUGCAAUUUCAGAAGUCAAUAUGGACUACACGAUAACAAUGUACCUUAAUCAGUACUGGAAGGACGAACGGUUAGCAUUCAACGCCUACUCGAUCUGGGGUGGAACCGGGGGGUCAACCGGUGGGCAGCAGUACGACCAGAACGGUGACAUCAUGAUUGAGGACGACGGUGCGAAUGACGUUAUCACACUGUCCGGGGACUUUGCCGAGAAGAUCUGGGUACCGGAUACGUUUUUCGCCAACGAUAAGAACAGCUUCCUGCACGAUGUGACCGAGCGGAACAAACUGGUACGGCUGGCGGGGGACGGUGCCGUCACGUACGGGAUGCGGUUCACCACAACGCUGGCGUGCAUGAUGGACCUGCACUACUAUCCGCUCGAUUCCCAGAACUGCACGGUGGAAAUUGAGAGCUACGGCUACACCGUAUCGGACGUGGUGAUGUACUGGCGCUCGACACCGAUUCGCGGCGUGGAGGAAGCCGAACUGCCACAGUUCACCAUAAUAGGUUACGAAACUAACGAUAGAAAAGAAAAAUUAGCCACCGGUGUGUACCAGCGACUGUCGUUGUCCUUCAAAUUGCAGCGCAAUAUAGGUUACUUCGUGUUCCAAACGUACCUGCCCAGCAUCCUGAUCGUGAUGCUUUCCUGGGUGUCGUUUUGGAUUAACCACGAGGCUACCUCGGCUAGGGUAGCGUUGGGCAUCACGACUGUGCUUACGAUGACCACCAUCAGUACCGGAGUGCGGAGUUCACUGCCCCGGAUCAGUUACGUCAAAGCCAUCGACAUCUAUCUGGUGAUGUGCUUCGUGUUUGUGUUCGCGGCACUGCUGGAGUAUGCCGCCGUCAACUAUACGUACUGGGGAGCGCGAGCUAAAAAGAAAAGUAAAAAGAAUAAAGAGGCGGAGAAGAAAGUUUCCCGGAAACAGGAAAACAGUGGUGGUUGCUCUUCCGAAGAUAUUAUAGAACUGCAGGAUGUUCGAAUGAGUCCGAUAGCAUCGCUCAGAAAUCGACACUAUUCUAAUACGACCUCCUCGACCGGAGGAGAUACCGUAGAUCUAGCCAAAUUUCCACCUAGUUUUCGAAUUGCACGACCUUACGGAGCCAGUACCCGCUCCAGUGGACUACGGUACCGAGGCAAUAGAGGCAACAACCGACCAAAGAUGCUGCACGCAAUCAAGCGCGGUGCGUCCGUCAUCAAGGCGUCCAUCCCGAAGAUCAAGGACGUUAACGUGAUCGACAAGUACUCGCGGGUCAUCUUCCCGGUGAGCUUCGCUGCGUUCAACGCAGGCUACUGGAUCUUCUACGUUCUGGAGUGACCUUCUGUGAACUAACCGGAUUCGUAAGGCGUCGCCAGUAGCAACAGUAGCAGCGAAAGCAGAGGAGAUCUAGUAGCCACUGAAAUAAGUAAUGGUGUGCGUGUGUAUGUGAUGUGUGCAUCCCGGAAAGCAAACAACAUAGCUCUCUAGCGAAAUAGUCGAACUCAGCGUUUAGAGUUGCCCGUUGCACCGCACAUAGUCGAUAUUAGGCCCCCCCGCCCGUCGCAGCUGAGUUCUAGCGAGUCACUCAAAUCAUGGAUAUUUGGCAUCCGGUUAGUUCAGAGUUAGAAACAGAAACACCGCAAAAAGGUGAAACAAAAACAACCAUUAGAUACUCAUUAAAAUUAUUAGAAAACUUAGGAGUGAUCGUGGAAUGAUCGUGAAAUGCGAAAGUAAAAUUCGAUACGUUCGAAGCAACUCUUUCAUCAAAAUCCUUAGCUUUAGAUAUAAGUAACAAUGGAAGUCACUCAGUAGCUCAAAUUUAUGGUGAAUAGGGGGUCGUACAGUGGUUGACAGCAUUCAUCUUAGGGGUGACAUUGAGCAUCUCGAAACAAAAGGUUUUUUGUAUACAAGCUUGUAUGAAAAAGUCGAUUCGAAUUGGUUGCAUGAUGUGGCCCCAGAUUCAGUAGAAACUCGUAUGUGAGGAUAUUAUUUCUGUCAAGUUAAAAGUAAUUUUGGAUAUGUGCUGGACCAAUAAAAUAUCAGCUACGAAGACGUUUCAAAAUUUAUUAAGAAGCCAGUUUUUAAAAGCAAAUGAGUAAUUUUCAUGAAAAUGAAAAUAAAAUUUGUAGCACCCGCUACACUCUUCUUCGUCGUAGGAGUUUUCACGUUUGUCAAGCUUCAUUUUGCAAUUCUUGAUUGUAACUAUUCCCGAUAUAAAAAUUAUACCUACACACUGGAAGUAGUCGAAGGCGGAGACAGCACAUGUGGAUACGAAAAAAUCUAACCUCAAAUUCAGUACAUUUAAAAUAUGUGAGGCAGAAAGAGAGACUUUGCGAGACGAACGAUAAAAUGAAACAGAAAAAAAAGAAAAAGAUACCAUCCAUCCACAGGUCCCGUCCCAGGUCGAAGAUGGUUUAACAGAGAAUUAACGGAAGAUGAUGAGGCCACUGUAUCCAUUUUGUUGUUGUAAUUUUGUUUUUUUUUCUGUUAGCCAAUCCCACGCAGGGUUAUCCGUAGUGUGUGCAGAUUGUUUACAGUACGGACACGUAGGAGACUGAUUGUCCUAAGUAUAAAGUGUGGUCUGAGCACAGGUAGACCCAAGUCGCAGUGUUACGAAGGAAGAAAUAGGGUGCUUCAACUACUUUCUCGCCACACAAAUACCGUGGCUAAUUCCUGGAAAGAAGUUCCGUACUGCGACAUGAAUUUUCGAAGUGUUAUCCUGUAUAUGCGGAGACCAGGCAAUCGAACCAUGAUUGCGUUAACUUAUUAAUAUAAAAAGAUAUAAAAAGAUCUUGACUCUAACGUUGUUAUACUCAACAAAGUGUUUCAUGUUAUUACGUAAAACAAAUUGUUCUGUGUAGCCGUAAUAGUUAAAUCCUUCCAAUGCCACAUUACGUUUAUGGUGGGCAGAGCCGUAGUAGUGGUCUAUUGGCGCCCUUGGCGGAAUCUCAGUUUUGCACAUCUUUGCUGUUGACUUUGGCACCUUUUCAGUUCGACUUUCAAUGAAAAUUUGUGUGAAUGGAAAUGUCACACUUAGCAUGACUUAUUUUAUGAGUUAUCCUCAAUAAGUUUAUAAAAAAAAUCACGAUUUUAGUGCUCUCCUCAGCCCGGCGUCCUUAGCCAUUGCCAGCCCGGCCAGCUGCAAGCUACGGCUCUGUACAGGUGAAAUGAAAUUGCGGAAAGUGGCGGCAUUUGAAGAUAAGCUCAGAAUUGUAAUAUCCUAUCAAUCAGGAAUCAGAAUAUAUUGGCUCAAAUGGCACGUUCCCCGUACAUAGUCGGGGAUUUGUGCCUUGCCGUGUGUUUUCAUCAUUUCCUGAGUGGAAGGAAAGGACAAGGAGGUGUGGGGAAGUAGAAUUGGAAGGGUGGGAAAAAUAACAGCACAAAACAAAAAUAAACAACAGGAAAGUUAAACUCACAAGUAGUUCAACUUGCCUGCGAAUAAGCCUAAAGCUCUUUACCACAUUGGAUAAGAAACUUUAGUAUGUCUCUGAGCUUCAGUCGACCAAACAUGGUUUCGUCUAUAUAAGGACGGCUGAAGACUCGAAAUCGCAAUUGCGCUAGCGCUGGACAGUUGCAUAUCAGAUGAUAUGAGGUUCCGUAGUCGGAUUCACAAAGAUCACAUGAAAAAGACUCAGCGCGCUGAAUAGUUGCCAUGUGAUAAUUGAGUUUGCAGUGGCCGGUUAAAGCCCUGGUCAGCAUGCCGCAGUGGAGCUUCGAAAAAUGUAAGAGAUUUUUCGAAACCACUGGGCAUGGUUGUUCUAGA